ACUCUCGCGAGAGACGAGACUUGAGGUGCGUUGAGCGCAGCGGCGUUCGGUUUGGCUCGAUCCGGAUCGCUCGUAGCGAGGAUUUAACGACGAGGCCCGAGGCAUGUUUCUGACUCGAGUACUGUUUGGAAAGAGAAUUCCUGGAAAACAAUGGAUUGGUAAAAACAGACGUCCAAGAUUCGUUACUCAUUUAAUGAAGGCAAAUAUGAUUAAGAGACUUGAAAUUGAAGCUGAAAAUAUAUAUUGGCUAAGUUGUCCAUAUAUGACAAAAGAGCAGGAGUAUCGCCACGAUGAAGAAAAUGUACUUAUGUUAAAGCAGCAAAGAAUAGCUGAAGAGAGAGCAAAGUUUCUUGAACACAAGUAUGUUGCAGAAAAUCUGAAACACCUUAAUGUGACCAAGAGAUGGGCAGGUUCCUGAUCUGUGUCCUUUGCCUUUCUAAUGGGUUUUAUGGAUUCAGUGGACUUGCUUUUAGUGGCAAUGAAAGUCAUAAAAUAAAUAUAUUCUUGUUUUCAACCAGCUAUUGGCUUCAUAAAUACAUAAGGUUUUCUAUUAAGUUAUGUAUGUUUUUUCCCUUUCAGAGUUUAAUGCUAUUAUUAUAAAAAUGAUUUGAGGUCUUUGUCCCCUUUUUAAUUUCUAAAUGCUGGCUUUGCCUCCUUGUAUUUCCAUUCCACUAUCCCCUGGAAAAUAAAAUCACCUAAACCACG
Thamnophis sirtalis is the source of this 705-nucleotide messenger RNA. RefSeq names its product mitochondrial ribosomal protein L57 (gene MRPL57). Gene Ontology annotation, biological process: mitochondrial translation. Gene Ontology annotation, cellular component: mitochondrial ribosome. Gene Ontology annotation, molecular function: structural constituent of ribosome. NCBI's taxonomy places the organism in Eukaryota, Metazoa, Chordata, Lepidosauria, Squamata, Natricidae. The record is from RefSeq and is a predicted model, not a curated record.